Messenger RNA from Serpula lacrymans var. lacrymans S7.9, 4116 nucleotides. RefSeq lists its product as uncharacterized. The transcript has 12 exons. The coding region runs from base 1 to 3834 and encodes 1277 amino acids. Gene Ontology annotation, molecular function: guanyl-nucleotide exchange factor activity. Lineage: Eukaryota; Fungi; Basidiomycota; Agaricomycetes; Boletales; Serpulaceae. The record is from RefSeq and is a predicted model, not a curated record. Gene Ontology annotation, biological process: intracellular signal transduction.
AUGGACAGGCCACUGGGCCCUCGCCAACCCGACAAACGCAAUGAGGCGUACGAAACCAUCUUUGGUCGUCCCAGCGCUACCCAUCACCAGCUAAAUUCUCAUCCAAAUUAUGCACAAUCCGUGCAUGCAGUUCCUUACCACCAGCCCCAGAAUGGUGCUCACUAUCCUGUACAAUAUCCCCAGUACAACGCUCCUUUUGACAGGCGUACAUCCCAUCCUUCCUCGUAUGCGUCCCCCGUACAAAAUAUUGCCUAUUCGCAGCACCAAUCGCCCUACAGGCAGUCCUACUAUCCUCCCCCCUCCCAGCCCCCCUUUCCUCUCCAUCCACACCCUUCCCAGCAACGUCCAAACACGCUUGCUCCUCCAACAACACAUGGCCGUGCUCGCUCUGUCGUCACUUCCCCGCAUACAGCAGGCAUCAUUGCUCCCAAACCCGAAGAACCCCCGGAUGCAAGCCUCGAAGCCCUGACACGAGCUGGCCUCACACCGGCUCAGGCUUAUCAAGCUCAGGUUUACCUCAACGCUCCUCCCGGCCAGCAGGCGGAGUGGGCCAGGCCUCCGCAGAUCCCACAACCCAUCGCCCAGAACGGAGGACCGUCGAGAACAUCAGUCGAAAUUCCAACGCUUGGUGUCCAUCUUGAGCCCGAUAACGGCCGAUUAAACAUCGAUUUCAGCUCUGCCAGUAGCGAUCAUGGUACCGAUGAGAGUCUCAGUGAGCUCCCUUGGGCUCGGACGUCUGACCUUACACCCACCGGCGACCGUUCCAUGUCCAUGUCAGCCGCCUCUUCCUCUAUGCGAACAAUACUUGACACUCGCUCUCGUCCUCCCAUACCCUCAAUGGGUGAGGGAAGAAACUCACCCACGUCCGUUCGUGUCGUAGUCACACGCAAAACACCCAUCGUCUAUCCUGCUCUGCUCUCCCGCGUUGCUGAAGUCUUCCGCGAACGCAUAAACAUAGCUGAUAGAGUCAAAGAUGGCCUCACAUACAAAGACGCUUUUGAUGGUCGCGAGGCUGUUGAUAAGAUAGCAUAUAUCAUCAAAACCACGGACCGUAACCUCGCUUUACUCCUCGGUCGUGCUUUGGAUGCCCAAAAGUUCUUCCACGAUGUCACCUACGAUCACCGAUUGAGGGACAGUGCAGGCGAGUUGUAUCAAUUCCGCACCAAGCUUAGCCCGUUUGGCUCAGAAUCUCUCGACGAGAUUCCCUUGCCCUCUGGCGUUUUCACACUCUUGACCGACUGCUACUCUCCGACCUGUACCAGAGAUCAGCUAUGCUACAGUAUAGCUUGUCCACGAAGGCUGGAGCAGCAGGCUCGUCUCAACAUGAAGCCUCAACCUGGACUAAAGAAACAGAUAAGCCGAGAGAGUCUGGGUGACUUCGUUGAACCGGGUACACUCUGGAUUCACUCGGUGCCCCAAGAAGUUGUGAACAGUGUGUCAGACAUUGAGAAGAGGCGUCAGGAGGCAAUCAACGAAGUCAUCUACACCGAACGUGACUUUGUACGUGACAUGGAGUAUCUUCGUGAUGCAUGGGUCAAUGGCUUAAAAGACAACGAUAUCAUUUCACAAGAUAGGCGCACAGACUUUUUACAACAAGUUUUUUGGAACGUGCAUGAGAUCAUCGCUGUCAACACACGCCUUCGUGAUGCUCUUAAUAAACGACAAAAAUCUUAUGCUGUCGUCGAACGCAUAGGAGAUAUUCUGUUGGAUGCGGUGCCACACUUUGCACCCUUUGUGUCUUAUGGUGCCCACCAGCUGUACGGAAAGUAUGAAUUCGAGAAAGAGAAAAGUUCAAAUCCUGCUUUUGCGCAGUUUGUCGAGGUAUGGUGCAGUGCAAAUACUGAUUUAUUCAUGUUAACCCUAACAUUGGUAUGUUCCCAGACUACUGAAAGGCUGCCCGAGUCCCGUAAACUCGAGCUUAAUGGUUACUUGACCAAGCCCACUACACGUCUUGCUCGAUAUCCUCUAUUGCUGGAGGCAGUACUCAAGCACACGCCUGAUGACAAUCCUGAUAAACAGGUGCUUCCACAAGUCGUGGCCAUAGUUCGGGAAUUCCUCGGCAAGGUCAAUGUUGAGACCGGGAAGACCGAAAAUCGCUUCAAUCUUUUACAACUAGACCAGCAAUUGAUCUACAGACAAGGAGAGCAAGUGGAUCUACGUUUGCAAGAAGAAGGAAGGGAGUUGGUCUAUAAAGGUGCACUCAACAAGCGUGGUGGUGGCCAAGGUGACAGUGGAGACCUGCUAGUAUAUUUGUUUGAUCAUGCCCUGCUGAUGGUCAAACAAAAAAGCAAGCACGAGCAGUAUAAAGUAUAUCGACGUCCCAUACCUCUUGAACUUCUUUUUAUCUCCGUUCCCGAGGACACUGCCAAUGCUGGGAAACCGGUAGGGAACAAGCAGGGGAAGACCUUGACGAAGAAAUCAUCGUUUAGUAAGGGUGCCCCACAUGCUCCUGUUAUCCCUAUCAAGAUCGACGGUAAAGGCGGAUUCGCCAUCACUUUCGUUCAUCUUGGUCGAAAAUACUACCAUCUAACUCUGUGGGCGAGUACGUUUGUCAGUCAUCGCAAGUGGGUAGAAAACAUCACCAAACAGCAAGAGAUCAUGCGCGAAAGAAGCGCGGUCUUUGACACCAUCAUUUUGUGCGAAGGCUUUUUCAUUGGAUCAAACAAAGUAAAUUGCGCAGCGCCGUUCGCCAGUGGAAGACGCAUCGUUUUCGGUACCGAUGAUGGCGUGUAUCUGUCAGAUCUUCGAGCACCAAACAGAGAUCCAUUCAAGGUGUUAGCCUUACUGGACGUCUCACAGGUUGAUGUUUUGGAAGAAUUCCAGCUUUUGAUUGUCCUGUCAGAACGUCAAGUGGUCACUUUCCCACUUGAUGCUUUGGAUCCUAUGGACCCAAUGGCAGGUUUAAAGCGAGCAAAAAGGAUAUCGUCUCAUACAUCCUUUUUCAAAGCUGGUAUCUGCUUGGGCAAAGUAUUGGUUUGCAUAGUCAAGUCAAGCCCUUUGUCUAGUACAAUCAAGACGCUGGAGCCUAUCGAUCAAAACGUUCGUGGGAGGAGCAAGCCUACGUUCCGCAAAUUGUUGCAGGGUGGCAAUGAUACUCUAAAGCUCUUCAGGGAGUUCUACAUUCCAGUGGAGUCGAGCUCGAUACACUUCCUCAAGACUAAACUCUGUGUAGGAUGUUCCAAGGGAUUUGAGAUUGUCGACCUGGAGAGCCUCGAUACGCAGGGUUUAUUGGAUCCGGCGGACUCUACCCUCGACUUUGUGAGAAAGAAAGAAAAUCUGAAGCCCAUGGCUAUUUAUCGCAUCGACAACGAGUUCUUGUUGUGUUAUGAUGAAUUUGCGUUUUAUGUCAAUAAAAAUGGGUGGCGUUCGCGGCAGGGAUUUAUGGUGCAUUGGGAGGGUUCACCCACUGGCUUCGCUCUUCGUUAUCCUUAUGUUUUGGCAUUUGAGCCAAACUUUGUCGAGAUUCGUCAUGUCGAAAGUGGACAUAUGUCCCAAGUCAUUCAAGGCAAUAACCUUCGCCUGUUGUUUGCCGAUACUCCACCUUCUAAUGCGAAUUCGUCUAAUGCUGCUCAUUAUAAUCCACAAUAUGGAGGAGCACCAUACAAUCCAUACAACUCUUCGCCUACACCCCCUCCGUCGUACCAUGGUCGACAGUCACUUCCUGGGUAUGGGGCGCCUCAGCAGGCACCUUUCCUUCACCCUCGCUACGUACCGCCGUCUGGCCGGGAUGAAAUAUUGAUGGUGUCCGACGACCGGAUUCUGACGAUUCGAUUUGCUGCUGGGCACAAUGGUCAAGUAAUGUCGGAUACUGUGUCACUUGCAUCUUCAAGAUGACCUGAGUAAUUAGCUGUCUGUGGUGUUCUUUAACUUGUGUGACCUGCAUAUAUUGUUCUUGUUGAUACUCGAUGGGGGUGUUUAUAUGAAUAUCAUCUUUCUGAUUUGUCUUUCUUUCGGAUGUUCUAUAGCACUCUCCUGUCAUAGCUUAUAUAUCUUACCUGCACUGUAUUCAAGGCCAACUUAUUCAAGUAUAUUCGAUGUAUAGUCUGAUAGUCUGAGCAGGAUGUGGUAUUGCUGUACUAGUACUUGUAGUGUGGUUGUAUUAGUGUGCAGUGGAGC